Porites evermanni is the source of this 3332-nucleotide messenger RNA. The record is from the annotation of a GenBank genome assembly. NCBI's taxonomy places the organism in Eukaryota, Metazoa, Cnidaria, Anthozoa, Scleractinia, Poritidae.
GCUCAAAUUGUGUUCAAAUGAAUUAUAUCGUUUACGAGGUUUCCCUGAUAUGUUCUGAUAGUCAUGUUUAUUCGAUACUCGCCAACAAUAGAGGAGAACUACGGUUUCCAAGGAAGAUGAAACGGACGAAAACAAUGUAAAGACAGAUGUUUAGAUUGUCCUUCCAUAGCAUUAGUGGAAAAGACUACUCUUCAACCCCCCCCUCUAACAAGUCUUCACUUUCAUCAUAAAUCGUCGGGAAAUAUACUCAGUUUCUUUUUCACGCCAGGUAACUACAUAUCUUAAAAUUAUUCGUCCCUCGAACUACUUUUUUAAAUUUCAUUUAUAGAUAAAUUGCUAAUUUAAACAAUUUUAUCUCCGUCUUUCUUAGUUAUAUUUUAUGCAAAUAUAAAAUUUUGCAUGUCGUGAGGCAGCGAAAAGCAAUAUUGUGUUGCGUUAUCUACUAAACUGCCUUGCAGAUACAAAAACAUACCUAAAUAUUCAAGUCGACAGAAAGAAUUGUUGUGUGGGAUAGUGGUAGUCGACGGUAAGUAGUAUUAUUUUUUUUGAAGACAAAAACUUGCCUUUCCGCCUGGCAAAGAAACAAGCUUUGCUUUGAAUUUUCAAUGAAAUUCUUAUUUAUUUAAAGUGGCUGAAAUAUUGUCUUGAUUUACGCGUUCCACUGUGCCGUUUCUGCCGAAUGUUACGGUAAUAUUUUGGUGACGUUGAAUACGGCAAUGAAAUGACACGAAAAGGUAAAUAGAGCAGCGAAAUUGCGAGGAAAGUUCCGCGUGGAAAAAUAUCUAAUAUCCCCGUAAAAGCCUUUCACAUCGGUAGGCACUGCCUUUAUGUUAAAAUUACAAGUACUGACCUAAUAUUAAAGGCAUUUCAAAUGAUUUCAAAUACGCACGUACAGAGUGAAAGGUAACAUAGCCUAUUCAUUUUUAUUGAAACACGUUCCUUGAAAUCAAAUUCAAUUUCCUGCUUGUGAGGAAACUAGAGUCCUAUGUUCAAGGUUUGUAUUCAAUUAUUAGCCGAUGAAAUCCGGUUUUAAAGGUAAUACGAUAGAACCCAACUCGCAAUAAAAUAGCACGCUAACCUACAAUAAAAGUCCAACAUAGAAAAAAGAUAUAAAGACAAUUUAGGGGUAAAAAUAUAUCUGUAUUUUUCCGCCAACAUAUAGUUUCACCGCAGGUCACGCAAGCUUGAAAUCAUCGGCACUGUAUGUUUGAUACGAAACGUUCGAAAUAAAAGGUUUUAUAUGGAGGAAAAAUGAUUGUUUCUGUAACCAACGAAUGUGAAAGGAUUUGAACAACUUUUAAAAAGUUGUGUGUUUCUUCUUUCCUGUGUGGUUCCCGAGCCGAUUCACGGCCAUUUUUAGAGACAACAAACAGGUUCCAACGAGACCCAUAAAAUCGCCUCGGAAUUCAACCACACAGGAAGGAAGAAACACACACCUGUGAAAAGUGAGGUUUGCCGAUUUUAUUUAAUUCCUUCCACAUUCGUUGGUCACAGAAACAAUCCUAUUUUCCCCCAUAUAAUCCUUGUUUUUUGAUUGUCACGCAGCAGUGCUGAUGGUCAUGUUUCGAACUUGGGGAACAGUGGUUUCAAUUAUCCCUUAUCCCUUUUCAGCAUUAUCCACUAGCAUGAGUCAUAGCUUCUUCCGUAAUAUUCAUUUUUUUUUUAUAGUCUUGAGAAUUCAGAAUUCCUUUUUCUCAGUCGACAUUACUUCUUUACCUCGCCUUUUUAUCCCCGGGAGUGGGGGGGUUACCCUCAACAAAGUUUUACUGGUACGUGGAGGCUCCGCACCGGGGUGCAACCCCUUACCCUGUUAAAAGUUUUAGAUACCAUUUUUAACAGAAAAGGUACCCCUUUCGCAUACCUACUAUUGACAAAGAGUACCCCUUUCAAAUACAUACUUUAAAAUUUUGCAUCCCCUUUAACUGCUGUAAAUGAACCGAAAAAACCAGAACGUUUUCUUGACUUUUUCACAGCCAUAAAACUGUACAUCUGUUAGCCCAAGUUUGAGCCUCUUUACGGACUUAAAUGACAGAUUUUCCUACCCUCUCAAAUAGUUUAACUAGUGGAAUCCCUACCCUUUCAUGCUGACCUGAAGCCUGAAAUAGGUACCCCUUUGGGGCGGAGCCUCCCCGUAUAGGCAAUUAUAGAGAGUACCCGCCGGGCAUUUUAUCUACCGUGUGCCAUUUAAAUACACUUCUGUUUGAUCUCUCCAAUAGGCAAGGCAAACGAGGCUCACACCUAGUGAAUGCCAUUUUAAAUAAUGUGAAUCAUGACUCGGCAUCUAAACGGCAACUCGCCUCAAGUUAAAAUUGUCAAGAGGGUGAAAAAACUGGGCAACGCAAUUUUAGUCUCCUCAGGCUUGACUCUCCUCAUUGUAAUGGUUACAGUGACUCUGCCAAAACUUGAAAGCCUGCAAUACCAUAUAGGAACCUGUAAGGUCAAGAAAACAUUUCUGAACAUGGAUUCUGGCAAGAAACUUCAUUGCCGCUGUAAAGAGCUCAAAAGCGAAUCAAAGUGUUUGAUUUAUUACCCAUGCCUUCAAAUCUACGUUUCAUUCGACAAUUUAUCAACACGGGAAGCUUUGGUCGUGAAUGAUCGACGACGGAUCUCAGAAACGUGUUCGUACAAACUUCGGAACUACGACUGUAAAACGAAGAAUGACGUUUACAAACAUGUGGAACAUUUUCGUGAAAAAUGGGGCUUGAUGAACUCGUCUUACCAAUGUUUCCGUACGUCAAGACAUCCCGAUCACGUGACUCUUGCAAACGAAGCACCCAGUACCGCCCUGACAGUGAAUUUAACCCUGUUUCCCUGUAUUGGAAUUGCUAUUGGUUUGUUAAUGUUGCAUUUCAAGGAGCAAAUAGGGCUAAUGCUCGCUCGUAAACUAAACUUGCGCGUUAACGAAGGUUACGUACCUGUGGCACUUGUAAAGCACGAGGAUGAUUCAACUCAAAAUGACUGAAAGUGGAUCGACCCACACGGAGGGAAAGAGGACUCCCUAACUUGGCCUAGAUGGGUACAUGCCGCUGAACAGGGUAUGGUUUCAAGAGUAUCGGGUCUCAAACUUGUAAAAAAUUUCACAUUUUAUCUUCUUGAACAUUGGGUGUCAUUUUGAACCAAAUGCCUUUAAAACAGUAGGAAGCUUGGCGAUGGGCGACCUAAAAUUUCUUUUACUAUGGAGGAUAGAACCUGUUUGUAUACGUUUUUUAACACGAUGAGUCUGCUGAAUCUUCGUAAACUAAGGAUCCUCCCUUUAAAAGAAGAAAAAUUCUUUCUCUACUUUAGUUUAUUCUAUUUGAAGAAGGAAUUGUUUAAUUCCAUUUUCAAGAGUA